Messenger RNA from Halichondria panicea, 2147 nucleotides. RefSeq lists its product as uncharacterized. The transcript has 13 exons. The record is from RefSeq and is a predicted model, not a curated record. Lineage: Eukaryota; Metazoa; Porifera; Demospongiae; Suberitida; Halichondriidae. Bases 68 to 2032 code for a protein of 654 amino acids.
GUGACCGUUGUUGCCUGAGGAAGAAGGCUAUCCAACUUUUCAUUCUCAAGCUCAUCGCUCACUAGUCAUGUCUCUAUCAGAUGUUUUUGUUCAGAUUAGAAAUAAAUUUGACAAGAACGGCCAUCCUAGUGAAGUUCAUGGACCUGGACACCGCAAGGUACUAGCCAGGGAUGACAACUAUUUCAUCACUGAGUUGCCUGAAAAGUGGCGUGUUGAUUACGAUAGGAGGGCAGGGCACGAGAACACUGGCUACUUUUCCUGCAACUAUCUCCCCUACGUGACCUUUGAUAAUCUCAAGCACACUGAUGUCUAUGACCUCAUUGGAGACCACCUGGGAAUAGUUGUGCAGAAUCACUGGUAUUACAUGCAGACGCUCCACUUGGCUCAGUUCCCUCCUCAAGACUCCAAUACUGAGACUAACAACUCUCCAAAUACUAUUAUCGUUGUCUGUGAUGGAUCGAGUGGGCGUCAUCAGUCCCUCCCCCACUCGAGACAUGCUGGUCUCUUCUCGAUUCGUGUAGUCCUUGGCUCUAACACUCGGACAAUAAUGGAAAUGGCUGCAGGAAGCUCAUUCAGAGAGACCUCCAGACUGGAGGAAGUGAGAGAGAAAUAUCUUACUGAAAUGCGAGAACCUAAGGAGGUCAAACAAGGUGGUCACUAUGUGUCUGUUAACAACCCAUCGGGCUACCUGCUUCCAUUGCUGCACACUGCCUCUAGCAAGACUUGUCUAGUCAGCGACCAAAGGCCCCCCCCCAAAUACAAAUGGGUCGAGUUACUGCAGUACAUCAGUAGUGAUAAAAUUGAUGACCCAGAGUAUUCUUUGCCAUCCGGUAAUCUUUUCCUGGCAAUGAUAGCUGCUCAUUUUAAAAUGCCCCACAUGGAGAAGCUCAAACAAGAGGAGGAUGCAGAAUUAUUUCACACUAAAAAAAAGGUGCGGAGGAAGUGUCUUGCAAAGCUGAAUUGUGUCCAUGCCAUUUUGUGUUGUCUCCAUAACAUCAGGACAAGGGAUCUAAGAAGUAAAGAACCACUAUCUUUCAUUACCGUGAAAGCAUUGUCACAAAAAGUCCUCAAUAAAGAUCAACAUAGUGAGGCUCACCAUCACCUAACUCCCCAUCGUAAUCCCUCACCUAUCACUAAUCACUCAACUCAUCACAUACAUGGAAGAAACAGGAACUAUCGUGGGCAUAACUUCCCUCUAGUUGAAACUUGGGAAGAUCUUGUCCAUAUCAACAAGUCUACUGGAGAGAAGAUGAAAUCUCGAUUUCCAUCAUUGAUGAUCGGUACAUCAGCAACAGCUGGCAGCUCGAGUACUCUCCCCAAAUUGCAUAGUAAAGAAAUAAUCAGAGGAGAGCCGACAGGAACCACCGAAGCUAACCUCAAGCCCCAGAGGGUCCUCCCUCUGUGGCAGAGACAAGUGGUGUACGUGAAACACAAAGAGGAAGAAGAGAGCUUUGGUAAGCAUGACCCUGCUAAGAACCUUAGCGAUUGCAUUGAGUCCUUCCAGUAUUUCAAGAGUGAUAUGUCCCGGAAAGCCAAGAUUUCCCUCGACGAAAGAAAGCAACAGCUGGAGAAGCGUAUGAUGGUGAAAGUAGCAAACCUGAAGCUGGGAGUCAAUGUUAACCAUUGCCUGGGGGACAUGAGGACCAAAGCCUACCAGUUGAAGAAAAGAGAAGAAGCAGAGGAGAACCGCAAGCCCAAGUGGUACGUCCUCCUUGAAAAACAGGUGGCGGCCGUAUUUGAACGGAGAGGGAGAGAGCCAGAGCCACAAAGACUGUUGGCCAAACUGAAGCAGUUCUUCAAAACGGACCAGAUUACAGUGCCACAUAUCUUGGAGAAGCUUUGUCUACUGUUCAUGUCUCUACCAGCCAACUACGUGUCCCUAGGCCCUGUCUUCACUGCUAUUCAGUUUGUGACAGAGUACAUUGUGAAGACCCCUCCCACUAUCUGCCGGCAGUGGCGGGACAUUAGGAAGCUGCCCUCUGUUACCACAGAGCUAACCGACCCGGCCUAUUUGUUUGGAGUGCGUGUAUAGAGACUCACAAUUAAAACUGAACACUGAACUUUAGUUUUUUUUAUUGCUUUCUUUUGUCCAUGGCAAAUGUAAGUGUUGGCUCUUUGUAAAUCAACAAUUCAAAUUGAUGAACAGA